AUGGCAGAAGAUACCCGGGCGGUCUCAUCAUGUCGCUUUUCGACACGAAUCUCGCUACGAUGGCUUCCAGAGCCAGCCCAUGAGACAACUGACACAAUUGUCAUGUCCGUAAAGGACUGGUAUCUCGAUCUACGAAUGGACAAACAAACCCAGAAAAUCGACUGGGCAAUUGCCGGUCAGAGAAUCGUCGAAAGUCAAGAACCACUCCGGGUAUCUUUCACCCACGAACUAGACUCGCAUGACGCAUUCGAGAGCGUAGACUGUGGCACCUUUGUCUCACUCCCUAAUGGGGAUGACCUGGAGACGGGCUCUAUGCCUCGUCCUGAUCUUCCUGGUGCACCAGAUACGGAAUAUGAAGAGGUGUGGAGAGAAUUACCGUUCCGGCAAGGACCGGAGGGGAAGGGCAAGGGUAUUUCGUGGGUCCUCGAGUCUGACGAUGGUGAUCUCGGUGAGCAGGAGGGAGAGGUCACGGUGGUGAAGACGUUCUUGGGACGGAUCUGGGGCACUUAUUUGGCCUUACAGCAGAAGCAGGUUCAUGCUCGGCGCAAGGAUGCAUCGGGGGGGUGGGUCGUGAGUAAAACCGGGGCUGCGGCCAGUGCUCGAAGGGAAGAAUGGGUGGGCUCUGGGUGGGAGGAACGAUAUGUGGUCGGAGUUGCUGGUGAUGAGCUCGCCUCGAUGAUGACCGGGAUAGCCGGCGAAGGAAAGGGGUCGUGGAGGGUGUGUGGGGAGCGGGUUGUUGUUCAUGGAAUGACAUAUAUUGUCCGAGCAUUCGAGGAGAUCUAG
This is a messenger RNA of Penicillium longicatenatum, 783 nucleotides long. RefSeq lists its product as uncharacterized. The coding region runs from base 1 to 783 and encodes 260 amino acids. The transcript has 2 exons. Lineage: Eukaryota; Fungi; Ascomycota; Eurotiomycetes; Eurotiales; Aspergillaceae. The record is from RefSeq and is a predicted model, not a curated record.